Messenger RNA from Vanessa atalanta (red admiral), 945 nucleotides. Its product is annotated as phospholipase A1-like. Gene Ontology annotation, molecular function: lipase activity. Lineage: Eukaryota; Metazoa; Arthropoda; Insecta; Lepidoptera; Nymphalidae. The transcript has 8 exons. The coding region runs from base 1 to 930 and encodes 309 amino acids. The record is from RefSeq and is a predicted model, not a curated record.
AUGUCAACUCUCUGUGGUGCGAACGAACGAGAUGCAAAGUUAAGAUUUUAUUUCGAUUCAUUCAACAACUUUACUGAAUAUUCGAUAUCCGAAGCACACAAAAUAUUUCUGACGUCAUGGUACAAGCCGCAUCACGGGACUGUGAUAUUUGCCCACGGAUUUACAGGCAAGCCUACUGGACCAGCAAUCACCGAAGUCAUUACAACAUAUUUAGACCAAGGAGAAAGUAAUGUGGUAUUACUCAAUUGGGAUUACUUGGCUUCGGCGCCAACGUCAAGUCUUGCCAAUUCAUAUCUCAACUGGGCUGCCCCCAACGCCAGACAGCUGGGAGUUGAUCUUGUCGAUGCCUUUAUUAGUCUCGCUAAUGCUGGACUAAGUCUGAAUGAAACGCACCUGAUCGGUCACUCACUCGGCGCGCAUAUUUGGGGCAUUGCUGGCAGCAACAUGAUGUCAAAAGGAAUAGUAUUACCACGAAUCACGGGGUUAGAUCCCGCCGCUGCAGGUUUUGAGAAGAAACGUACUCAAAAACUUGAUACUUCUUCAGCUGCGUUCGUGGACAUUAUUCAUACGGAUUUUAAUAAGUACGGAAUGAGGACGUCAACAGGCACGGUAGACUUUUGGCCCAACUUCAAGAUGGGUCCCGCUGUCAAGCAGCCUGGUUGUCCACAUCAUCCGACUCCAAUGUUUUCUAGAGACGAUUUAUGCAGUCACAAUAGGAGUUGGCAACUUCUGGUGGAUGCAAUUAAAUAUCCGGGAGUUCUAAUAGGAUCUUACGCUAGGAACUACAGGACGUGGAAGAAUUAUUCUAAGGCAGAGAGGGAAGCUGUCACUUUGCAUCUUGGCAAAUAUGAUAAAAACUUACGUCCGGGAAAUUACUAUCUCGUGACAAGAUCUGAAUCACCUUAUGGACUUGGAAGAGAUGGACUUUAAUAAUACAUAAAUUAU